AUGGCAUUCGUCCGCGAAGCGGAGGCGUGGAAUGUCGACAUUGACCGCCAUAUCAAUCGAAUUAUCCCUCCUUCUCCACUUCACCGGUUACCACCACCAAUUUCCAGGUUUCUCGGGUAUAGGCAACAUCAGAAGCAGGAUGUCGGGAAUGUCUUAGGAGCUUUCUGGUCGUUGCUGGGUGCCUUUUGCGGAUUGGCCGUGGUUGCUGCGGUGUUCAACAACACCAAAAUUAUACAAAUGCAUCACCCACCUGCAUUGAUAGCCUCAUACAAGGGCGCUUCGGCAAUCUUAGAAUACAACGCGAUCCGCUCACCGCUAGGGCAACCGCGUAAUGCUCUUCUUGGGCAUACCUUGUCCGCCGUUAUUGGGGUCGGGAUUACGAAGCUCUUCCGUCUUCGCUCGGAUUUCGAAAAGAUCAAAUGGAUAGCAGGCGCAGUUUCGUGCGGUAUAGCCUCCGCUGCUAUGCUCCUCACAGGCACAGUCCAUCCGCCAGGUGGCGCUUCUGCGGUCCUCGCUGCGACUUCGCCAGAGAUUACGGAGAUGGGCUGGUACUUCGUGGGCCUGAUCAUGCUUGGGGUCCUCCUGAUGCUCAUCGUCGGCCUGAUCAUCAACAACAUACAACGGCAAUUUCCAAUCUACUGGUGGACUCCGCUGUCUCUUCGCGAAGCGCGGGAAAAGGAUAUUGAAAUUGGACCUGAUGGUACUGGGGGCCUCCAAGAGAGGAACGAGCACCUGGAGGAGACGGAAAGUGAAGAAAAAAUAUUGCAGAUCACUAUCUCUGGAAGCGGCGUCACGUUACCAGACACGCUGGCGCUUAGCAGCGAGGAAUCAGAGUUGCUCGAACGGCUGCGACAUAGACUUGCAGGGGAUUCGUUGGUGUCGUCGCGGCAUUCGAUUUCGAGCGGAUCAAGUGCGAGCAUGACGAUGGUCCCUAGUCAUUGA
Paraphaeosphaeria sporulosa is the source of this 942-nucleotide messenger RNA. RefSeq lists its product as uncharacterized. NCBI's taxonomy places the organism in Eukaryota, Fungi, Ascomycota, Dothideomycetes, Pleosporales, Didymosphaeriaceae. Bases 1 to 942 code for a protein of 313 amino acids. The transcript has 3 exons. The record is from RefSeq and is a predicted model, not a curated record.